UCUCUCACUUUUCCCAAUUCCGUAAUUAGGGUUUUUCUUUCUUUCUCUCUUUAUUGGAUCCGUUAUUUUAUUUUGAAAUUAUUUUAACUUCACUAGGAAAUUCGAAAUUAGGGUAUCUUAUAAUUUCUAUCCAAUCAUUUAAUUUAAUCCUGUAGUGGAUUCCUUGAUUAGAUGUGUUUGACCAUGUUGUGUUCCUGAUGGAUUCCUUGAUUACAUGUGAUUAUUUUAGUAGUGUAGUUCCUGUAUCCCUUAAGAGUAGAAAUGUAGAAGGUUGCACAUAGUGUUUUUAAACUAAAUGGUCGCAUUUGAAAAAGUGCCUGAGAAGAAAAUAGAAAGACGAAGGAACCAAGUGUACGGAGGGUCAGCACACUCGUCUCCAUAAUUGUAAGAUUUUGAUACUGAGGAUCAACCUCUUAUGGAUUUGCGCUCUGAUAACAAUGGUAGGGAAGAUAAACACAUACUGAAUCCGGCUCACUCGGGUUGAAUUUGUGGUGAGCCGGAUUGGUUCACCAAUCCACUUAUUUUUUUUUUUUAUUGAAAUCAAAUUAAUUAUUCAAAUCCUAUUUAUUUUUAUUGAAAUCAAAUUAAUUAAAUUAAUUAUUCAAAACACACCACCUUUACUUCGCAGUAGUGCUUUUCGUGCUACACUGUGCUGUUGUCUAUCCAAAAGUUUCCACCUGUUAUAUAUUUUUGUUAACAACUAUACGUAGUUUCUUGGUGAUGGGAAUGAAAAGAGAUGGAAAGUUUACGAGAGAAGGAAGAUAGUCAAUUAACAAUAAUGGACUAACUAUCUAUUACAGUUAGUAGGGGAGGGAAUAGAAGUGUAUAAAUAGUGGGGGGAGUUAAUUAGAAGGGGACUUUUGACAGUUGAAUUGUUAACAGGCAUAGUCCUGAGGAAGGGGUUAAGCCCUUUGUUUCUGUGGUGUACAGACGAUUCUUUGUUGAAUAAUACGUAUUCAGAUUCUUUCUUUUCUGUUUUUUCUUUCUUGUUUCGUGAGGAGUAGGGUGUUCUUGAUUAGGUUUCUUUACUGGAAACUAUUAGAUAUUAAGUUGUGUUUAUGUUAAUUAGGGAAACAUACACCCUAUGGUUAUUAUGUUAUUUUUGCAUAUUCAUUUGUAUUUGGGCUUAGCCCACAUUCUUAUUAUUAUAAAUACAGUACCAUAUGUGUAUGCAAAGACACACAAGGGAGAUUUCUCUUCAUCUCUUCACUAUUUCACAUGGUAUCUAGAGCUUAGGUUCUAUUCCAAGCCUCUUCCACGGUCUCCGGUACUCACUACUGCCGCAGCCGCUGCCAUCGCCGCUGUCGUCGCCGUCGCCAGAGUUCCAGAAUCGACCGGCGACCACUCCAUCCGGAUCGUCUCGGCCGGGUGACCACCAUCGUCCAAAGAUCGCGGUGAUCGGAGCACCCACGCGCCGCCGCCAAAGUCGCAGAUCCAUCGCUUCCCGCCGCGUGUUCCUACGCGGCGCCGGAGCGUUCCGCCGCCGACCAGCACCGCCGUGAUCGCCUCCUCGCCCUUUUUUCGGAUUUGUGGUCGUUGCAUCAAUCGGAGCACGUUGGACUUUUAGGGUUUCUCCCUCUCCAAGGCGUCUUCUGCGUCUACAAACACCUCUGCUAGUGCCUCAUCUUCUUCUGCUGGUGCCUCUAAUUCCCCAAUAUACACUAAUUAUGUGAAUGUAAACUUGUCCAUUGACAAGUUAGAUAGCACAAAUUAUGCAACAUGGGCGUCCGACAUCAAACUUUGGUUGAAGAGUCAGGGGUAUGUAGAUCAUCUUACUAAAAAUGUGGCUAGUGCUACCACAGAGGACACUUCCCACUGGAUGAAAAUUGAUGCCCAAUUAUGCAUCGUCAUAAAGUCCACCAUUCACUCUUCUCUGAAACAAAUGUUUCGAUCAUAUGAAACAUGUUUAGAAGUAUGGGCACAAGCGAAGCUAUUAUACACGAAUGACACCCAGCGUCUUUAUGGUGUUUGUCAGGACCUAUUCACUGUUAUUGGUCUGCGCAAUCCUGGUCCCAUGGCAGAAUAUUUGGGUAAGGUUCAUGCCCUCCUUCAUGAUUUUAAUGAACUAUUACCUCCUGCUUCCACUCUUGCUGAAGAACUGGAACAACAAUCAAAGUUCUUCAUGCUGUUGGCAUUAUACGGACUCUUUGAUGAUUCCUCCCAUGUCCGUGAUCAGAUUUUGGGUUCUCCUGUCAUACCCAACUUCACUUCUACUUGUUCUGCUCUUUUGCGUAUUCUGAGCAAGCCAAUGAUUGAGACAUCCCCUCAUAUUGAUGAUUCCUCAGUUAUGGCUGCCCAACGUGAUGAUCGAAGUCAGUCCCGCAAGCCAAGUAGAGGACGACCAAAAUGUGACCACUGUGGCAAGCUAGGCCAUAGAAUUGAUAGAUGUUAUGCACUUCAUGGAUGCCCUCCUCGAUCUGUAGCAAUGGCUAAUUCUGAUCCACCUCCUUGACCUCCCCAAUCACCGUCUGUAGACCAUCCUACUUCAUCAAAUACUGUAGACAACCCUGCACUCUUCAACGAAUUUCUUAGAUGGUAUGAGGAUCGUCAGCACUCUAGUUCCACUACAUCUGCAUCUGUUGCAUGCACAAGUACACCUUUUGUUGGUCUGACUCUCUCCCUCAGAUCUUGGGUCCUUGACUCAGGCGCCACCGAUCAUAUAAUUGGACCGGAGUUCGAAACACAUGAUUGACACAGGAUGUGAGUCUCAUGGCCUAUAUCUUCUCCGCCCUUCUCCACAUGCUGGCGUAAUCAUGGAGUCACCAUCCCUUCUUCAUGCUUAGUUAGGUCAUCCCAGUUUGCCAAACUGCAACAACUUGUUCCGAGUUUGUCGAAGUUAUCAAGUUUGUCGUGUGAGUCUUGUCAGUUAGGAAAGCAUACUCGUAGUUCCUUUCCUCGUAGUGUUUCACAACGAGCGUCGUCCCCUUUUUCAUUAGUUCAUUAUGAUAUUUGGGGACUUAGUCGUGUUAAGUCCACUUUAGGAUUUCAAUAUUUUGUUACGUUUAUUGAUGACUAUUCCAGAUGUACUUGGUUUUUUUUAAUGAAAAAUCGUUCUGAGUUGUUUUCUAUUUUCCAAUCAUUUUUCAAUGAAAUAAAAACACAGUUUGGGGUUUCUAUCCAAACUUUACGCAGUGAUAAUGGCCAUGAAUACCUUUCUCAACCGUUUAAACAUCUUAUGGCUUCUCAAGACAUUCUUCACCAGACCUCAUGUGCUUAUACUCCUCAACAAAAUGGGGUGGCUGAGCGCAAGAAUAGACACCUUAUUGAUGUUACCAAUAAAGGAGUAUUGGUAAAACCUGAAGACAAGUUUUGAUGAUG
Molecule: messenger RNA, 3318 nt
Organism: Vigna radiata var. radiata (mung bean)
Lineage: Eukaryota; Viridiplantae; Streptophyta; Magnoliopsida; Fabales; Fabaceae
Exons: 2
Coding region: 1820-2452 (210 amino acids)
Source: RefSeq, a predicted model, not a curated record